Molecule: messenger RNA, 1439 nt
Organism: Cuscuta campestris
Lineage: Eukaryota; Viridiplantae; Streptophyta; Magnoliopsida; Solanales; Convolvulaceae
Source: the annotation of a GenBank genome assembly
CUACAUCAAAACUUCUACAGAAUAAGUGGUGUUAUGUUUAUUUUAUUUUAUUUUAUCGCAUAAUCAAUUAAAAUGCACAUACAAAAGUUAUCGAAAGUCUUUAAAAAAAGACAUAAUUUUGUGAUCGGAAAUGAUAUUUGUACACCACAAAAAUUGUACUCAACUUUGUACCGAAAAAAACAAAUUUAAUAUUUCCCAAAAAUAGUCUCUUUUUUCCGGCCGGCUCCAUGAGUCACCAUGAACACCUUUCUCCGGCCGGCUCCGUGCCCCGGACGCCCGCCGGUAAUGCUAGUUUCCCGAUCAUUACAGUUGCCAUUGUCGGAAUACUCGCCACGGGUUUAUUGCUCGUCAGCUACUAUGUUUUCGUGAUCAAGUGCUGCUUGAGCUGGAACAGAGCAGAUGGUCUCCUCCGGCGGCUGAGGAGCCGACAGGGGAGCGCCGCCGACGGGCCUCUGCCCGUUCGGAAUCGCGGCCUCCGGGAGUCGGCGAUCCGGUCGAUCCCGGUGUUCUGCUACGGGGAGGAGCACGCGGCGGCGCGGGAAUGCGCCGUCUGUCUCGGCGAGUUUCAGGAAUCGCAGAAGCUGAGAAUCAUCCCGAGCUGCCGCCACUAUUUCCACGUCGACUGUAUCGACGUCUGGCUGCAGAGCAACGCCACCUGCCCGCUCUGCAGGACCGCCGUGUCCGCCGCAGUCCAAGAUCCGGUCUUGAUUCCUCGUACCAGUCCCCAAGAUCCGAUCUUGACUCCCCGUACCGCCGGCGGCGACGAAGAUGACGAUCGCAGUGUCCCCGUCGUCGGAAUUCGCUCCCAGGGUCGCCGGAAAGAUGAAGUGAUCGGAGUUCGAGAAACAAUUGUUCUUCAAUCUGGGGUAAAAAGGGCCAAGGAUCUGACCCAUGUUUCGAGCUUCGGGGACGAGUGGAUUGAAUCAAGAAACAGAGACGAUCGGUUCGGAAUCGCGCCCAUUCGGAGAUCUUUCUCCAUGAACUCCGCCGCCGACCGGCAGAUUUAUUCGGACGUUCAAGAAAUAGUUCAACGGCAGGGUUGUUUCCCGGCGGCCGGUGAUCAUCAUCUCAGUGAAGGCGGCGGUGGGAGCAGUGGCAGCAGGGUAAAAAGGUCAUUUUUCUCAUUUGGGCAGGGAUGGGGUUCAAGAAAUGCAGUUCAGCCUGUUGUUCUUUUUGAGCCUUGAUCUGUCAUAAUUUUCAUUCCAUUUUAAAAUUUUAUUACUUGUAGUAAUUUUUUUUAUUUUUUAUUUUCCAAACAUGGAUCAUGCAAUUACUUCAGACAAAUUAAUUGAAGGAAUGAGGGGUACAGAAAAUAUUAAUUGUGGGUAGAAUUUUUUUAUUUAUUUUUAAUGAGAGGGUGGGCCAGUGGUCUUCAAUUUUGACUUUUUUUUGCCAUAGUGAAAGUCUAAUCAUAUCUUAAACAAACAUUUUUCUACAUA